Molecule: messenger RNA, 1399 nt
Organism: Drosophila gunungcola (fruit fly)
Lineage: Eukaryota; Metazoa; Arthropoda; Insecta; Diptera; Drosophilidae
Product: glutamic acid-rich protein-like
Exons: 2
Coding region: 518-1378 (286 amino acids)
Source: RefSeq, a predicted model, not a curated record
UACUAUUGUUGUUUUCUGCUUUUUCAGCGCGGUGCGGUGUCUGUGUGCGUGCGUGCGUGUGCGUGCGUCCCCAACACAUGUGUAUGUGUGUGCGUGUGCUUUUCUUUAUAUUUUUUUUAAUAAUAUUUCUCACUGAGCUGCGUUAAAACGAACCCAAAGAAAGUAAAAAGCAAUCGCGAAUUGCGCCUGAGAAUAUUUCACCUUACAAAAUUUCCCAUUCCAAAAUCGCAAAAGUGACUGCAGCAAAGGCAGCAACAAAACGCAGUGGCAGCGACGUCGGCAGAGCAACAACAACAACAAUCUAGGUGGUGCAGAAGAGAGUGAAAGAGAGAGGGAAAUAUAUUCGACAUCCCAUAUAAACAAAUCAUUUAAAACUUGAAAACAAUGAACAAUCGCUUAAAAUACUUUACUGCAGACCCAAACCUUUUUUUUUUGGUUUAACCAUGGAAUAUUGAUUUCCAAAAAACAAAGAGCAUUCUGAAAAACAGUGAAAACUAGUAAAAAGAAAAAAGUGAAAAUGACGGAGUAUGUGGAGCUAUUAAAUAGUAUGUCCAGUACUUUUAAUAGCGAUUGUGCUACUUCAACUGCGGAAGGCGGUACUCUUCUAAAUUUGGAUUUGGCGGAGGAUAAAACCCUCAAAUGGCGGAAUUUGGCCAACAAUCAGUUUGCCUGCAAGGACAAAAAGCACAAGGAUAGUAAAGAGGAGGAAAGAAAGAAGGCCACGAAUUUAGAGGAAAUCGAGGAUAUUAAGGGUCUUUUGGCGGAUGUUGUGGAUGCGGCAGCUGUCAAGCUGGAAGAAGAAGAGGCAGCGGCAGAAAAAGCUAAAGAAACUGCAGAAAAUGCUGAAAAACAAGAAGAAAAUGCAGAAACAGUAAAAGAGAACGCAAAAGACGAAGCUAAGGAGCAACUGGAGCAGCAGGAAGAAGAAGAGCCAAAAGCCUUGGAAGAAGAAGACGAAAAGGAGGUAGAAGAGCAAGCAGUGCAGGCCAUAACGGUAAAGCUGGAAAGUACCGAGCAGGCAGAGAAAAGUGCAGUAGCAGCAGAGGCAGCAGCAACGUCGGCGUCAACGCCGGCAGCGGACGUGCAGAGGGAAAACAUUAAGACUGAGCAGCAAAAAAAAGAAGCAGCGUCGGAAGAAGAAGCAGCAGCUGCAAAACAGGAAGCAAAUGCAGAAUUACCCGUAAUAACAAAAGGAACACCAACAACAACAACAACAACAACAACACUGGAAACGGCAACAGCAUCUCCACUUGUUGUCAAUUCUGCCGACGUCGACGUCGCUGCUGACGCAACAAAUUCAAAUUCGAAUGUGAACACCGAGCUUCGGGCGGCGACGCCGGCAGAGAUAUCGGCAGCGGCAGCAGCUGAUAAAAUGUAAGUACAUAUGUAUGUAUGUGUG